ACAUCUAUCUCUUUCUCUCUCUUUCCUUGCAAAUUUUCAGCUCUCAAAGAGUUAAGAGUUAGAGAGAGAGAGGAUGGCCAUUAGGGAAAUCAAAGAUGUAGAGAGGGGUGAAAUAGUGAAUAAGGUAGAAGAUCUUGGGAAACCAUUUUUGACUCAUGAAGAUGAUGAAAAAGAGAGUGAGAAUAAUGAAUCAUAUUUGAUGGUUCUCUUCAGUACUUUUGUUGCUGUCUGUGGCUCCUUUGAGUUUGGCUCUUGUGUUGGAUACUCAGCGCCUACUCAGUCAUCUAUAAGACAAGAUCUCAAUCUCUCCCUUGCAGAGUUCUCCAUGUUUGGAUCCAUCUUAACUAUCGGUGCAAUGCUUGGUGCUGUUAUGAGUGGGAAAAUUUCAGAUUUCUCCGGCCGAAAAGGGGCAAUGAGGACAUCAGCUUGCUUCUGCAUUACAGGUUGGCUCGCUGUCUUCUUCACCAAGGGGGCAUUGUUACUUGAUGUAGGAAGGUUCUUUACAGGAUAUGGAAUUGGAGUUUUUUCUUAUGUGGUCCCUGUGUACAUUGCUGAGAUAUCUCCCAAGAAUCUCCGAGGUGGACUCACAACACUGAACCAACUCAUGAUUGUGAUCGGCUCAUCGGUUUCUUUCUUGAUCGGAUCUCUCAUUUCUUGGAAAACUCUUGCCCUAACCGGACUUGCUCCCUGCAUUGUUUUGCUCUUUGGCUUGUGCUUCAUACCCGAAUCUCCUCGAUGGCUGGCAAAAGCAGGCCAUGAGAAAGAGUUUCGCGUAGCCCUGCAAAAGCUGCGAGGAAAAGAUGCAGAUAUCACAAAUGAAGCAGACGGUAUUCAAGUCUCGAUUCAAGCUCUAGAGAUUCUUCCAAAAGCAAGAAUCCAAGACCUUGUGUCCAAGAAAUAUGGUCGAUCUGUCAUCAUUGGUGUUUCCCUGAUGGUAUUCCAACAGUUUGUUGGAAUCAAUGGGAUCGGAUUCUACGCAAGUGAAACGUUUGUAAAAGCCGGAUUUACCUCUGGGAAACUAGGAACAAUCGCUAUCGCUUGUGUUCAGGUGCCAAUAACUGUUCUUGGAACAAUCUUGAUAGAUAAAUCUGGACGAAGGCCACUAAUUAUGAUUUCAGCUGGUGGUAUCUUCUUGGGAUGCAUACUCACAGGCACAUCUUUCUUACUCAAGGGACAGAGCUUGUUGCUUGAAUGGGUCCCUUCCUUAGCCGUUGGAGGUGUACUUAUCUAUGUAGCUGCUUUCUCCAUCGGAAUGGGACCUGUUCCUUGGGUGAUAAUGUCUGAGAUAUUUCCGAUAAACGUAAAGGGAAUCGCAGGAAGCUUAGUGGUACUAGUGAAUUGGUCUGGUGCUUGGGCUGUUUCUUACACUUUCAACUUCCUCAUGAGCUGGAGCUCUCCAGGUACAUUCUAUUUGUACUCGGCUUUUGCAGCUGCGACGAUAAUAUUUGUGGCGAAGAUGGUGCCAGAGACGAAAGGGAAGACACUGGAAGAGAUCCAAGCUUGUAUUCGAAGAGAAACAUAAGAAGAAAGAUACAAUCAAUGUUAUGGGAAUGUUAUCAAAUGAAAAGACUCGAACUAUUCCCGUUGGUGAGCUCAAAGUGGAGUAGAGUAAAAAUUAUCGCCGGGAGAUAACGUUGAAAGUCCGAUGAUGAGGCAUAAGGGUUUUGCAUGAAUGUUAUGAGAAUAGGUUUACUUUUAUGUAUUUGUUCACGUUUUAAGUUUUCAUCAAAUAGGUUUUUGAUUGGUAUACAGUAUGUGGAAUAUUAAUAGAAUGGAGUGGCAGAUUUCAUAUUCAAUCAUUCUACAUGCUUUCAAUCAAACCAAGUCCGUGAGAUCAAUACAUCAAAACCCUCUAGAUGCUCUAGAGGCUCCUUGAAUUACCAUAAUACU
Arabidopsis thaliana (thale cress) is the source of this 1890-nucleotide messenger RNA. Its product is annotated as Major facilitator superfamily protein. Gene Ontology annotation, molecular function: sugar transmembrane transporter activity; transmembrane transporter activity. The record is from RefSeq and is marked reviewed. NCBI's taxonomy places the organism in Eukaryota, Viridiplantae, Streptophyta, Magnoliopsida, Brassicales, Brassicaceae. Gene Ontology annotation, biological process: carbohydrate transmembrane transport; transmembrane transport; carbohydrate transport. The transcript has 16 exons. Gene Ontology annotation, cellular component: membrane. The coding region runs from base 74 to 1522 and encodes 482 amino acids.